Molecule: messenger RNA, 3552 nt
Organism: Alosa alosa (allis shad)
Lineage: Eukaryota; Metazoa; Chordata; Actinopteri; Clupeiformes; Clupeidae
Product: HMG domain-containing protein 3-like
Exons: 19
Coding region: 2033-3355 (440 amino acids)
Source: RefSeq, a predicted model, not a curated record
UUCCGUAUGGCAGUGACGCUCAAAGAUCCAACUGGCAGUGUCGUUCGCUAUGGUCGUUGGUCUCUGAAAGACGCUAACCCCUACUGUGGCAGUGGCAGUGGUAAUUGAGUCCUCAUAUGAACCUGAGAGAGACAGCCAUGGAGAGACCAGAGAGCGGUCUAGAAGGCCCUGUCACCAUGGAAGUGACUGUAGAGAUUCAUCAAGACCACAUUUAUCAAAAACCAGUUCCAGUUGAGGUGCUUAAUGUGUUGCCUAUAGAAGACAUAGCAGAACUGGGUGGUGUCACCAAGAACUGCAAGUAUUGCAGACAACCUGUUAUGUGCUCAGUAAAGCAUAUGCAGGAUCGCCAUUUAAAGCAUGCCAUACAUUUUGAAUCCGAUGGCAUUGAAAAAUUCACCAUUCCCUGUUUUUGUGAAAUGGGAUUGCGAGAGAAGAACAGGUGCCUUUGGCAUUGUCCUAAGUGUCACCAUAUUCUGAGCCGUGCUGAUAGUUUUAAGCGGCACCUUUCCCAACACGGAUUUGAAGUUACUGACCGGGAAGGGAGACCCCAAGUGGUGAAACAGUGUAUCUACCCCACGGAAAGGACUCCAGAGAGGAAUGAUGAACACAUUAGUCAGACUGACAAGUCCUCUUAUGAACCUGAGGGCGAGAGAGCUGGGGAGAGACCAGAGAGUGAUCUGGAUGGCUCUGGCCCGAUGCAGAAUGACGAAGACAUAGACGAGCUUGUAGGGAAGGCUGCUGACAGCAUGGAAGUAGCUGCAGGAAUUCCUGAAGACCACAUGUAUCUUAAGACUGACUAUAAAUCUAGAGAAAAGAAGGUUCCAGUUGAGCUGCUUGCUGUGUUGCCUACAGAAGACAUAGAAGAACUUGGUGGUGGCACCUAGAACUGCAAGUAUUGCAGACAACCUGUUCUGUGCACAGCAAAGCAUAUGAAGGAUCGGCAUUUAAAGCAUGCCAUACAUUUUGAAUACAAUGGCAUUGAAAAAUUCAUCAUUUCCUGUUUUUGUGCAAUGGGAUGGCGCGAGAAAAACAGGUGCCAUUGGCAUUGUCCUACGUGUCCACUUACUAUAAGCCGUACUGAUGCUUUUAAGGUUCACCUUUCCCAACAUGGUUUUAAAAUCAUGAAGAUUAAAAAGAAAUACAAAGAAGUACGACUGCUGAAGCACCAAGGCCCAGCAUUUGACGAGGAAGACCUAGAAAAGCUUGUGAGGCAGCCCGCUGACAUCAUGGACACGACGGCUGAGCUUCCUGAUGAGGUGUCCUCAAAAGAGAAUAAAGCGCGAAGUGGUGGCACCAUGAACUGCAAGUAUUGCAGUAAACCUAUCCGCUGCACACAAAAGCACAUGCACUUUCGGCAUUUAAAUCAUGCCAUACAUUUCGAAGCCAGUGGCAUUAAAAAAUUCACCUUUCCCUGUUUUUGUAAAAUGGGAUCGCUGGAGAAGAACAGGAGCCAUUGGCAUUGUCCUACGUGUAGUCUUGUUCUGACACGCACCGUCAGCUUCAUGAGACACCUGUCCACACACGGUUUUAAAGUCAGCAAGCAGGAACAGCAUAAAAAGGGUACCGGUUUUAAAGUCAGGGCACAGGAAUACCGUAACAAUGGUUCAGGUUUCAAAGUCAUGGAGCACAAACACCGUAAAAAAGCAUCUUCCUGUGUCAAAGACAAGUCCUCGCAUGAGCCUGAGCAAGAGCGAGAGAGAGAGAGAGCUGAGGACACACGGUGGAGCGACCUGGAGGGCCCUGAGCCCUUAUCAGAUGAGGAAGACCCAGACAUGCUCGUACGGCCCACUGACCCAAAGGACACGGCUCCAGAAAUCCUAAGUCGUAAACACAUUAGACAGCCAUAUCUGUCUACGUGAAAGUGUGCCGUAUCUGCAGUCAUCCCGUGAGGUUUCAGGACUACCGGUCAGGAUUCCAUAAUUUCAACAGCAAAACAAUCGUAACAAUUCCUCUCUGUUCCCUGCUGACAGCAGGACUUGGGAAUCACAUUGCCAUAGGGCAGCUCAUUCAAACGUUGGAGAGCCAUUUGUCAAUGGGCCUCCCUGUGGAUGAGAUCAGAAGGGUGUUCCAUCACUUCAACGCACUCAGGCAGCACGAGUACUCCUAUUGCUGUGUCCGGUGUGGCCCCAGCCCUCCUGUUCUCAUUGCAGACGCUGACUGUAAGGUCUUGUUUGAUGUGCCAGGUGACCACUUCAAGCGUCCAUACAGAAACCAUGUUAAACCAGAGGAUACAGCCGUUAAUAUGCGAGACCGGUGGCAGACCCUUGAGAAACGCAUGGUCGCUGCUGGACUUUGUGAUGGUGCCAAGGUUGCCAAUCCAUACACCUGUCCUGUCACAUACUCCUCCUUCACACCAUGGCUUGGUGAGGAGGUCCGAGUGAGUGAUGUCGUCCCGAAGACUGAAGUGCUGAAAGGUUUAUUUCAAAAGGGCCAAUCACCUUCCUCGGAGAUUGUCUUUGCGACUGAUGAGGAAGCCGCCAUACUGAAAGUGUUGGAAUCAAAUUCACCAAAGAGGAGUGACCUGGUGAAGGCAUGCAAUGGCCUCGGAGUCCCUCUCUCUGGCAGCAUCAGUGAUUUAAUGCACAGACUGAAGGAGCUCCUGCUUUAUAAGGAGCUGCACCCGAACAUGUUUGUCAAACUUCAAAAGGCUGGUGGUGGCAUAUUCUACUUGACCUGCAUCCAUUCUGUUGUAUAUUAUCACUCUCCAUUGUGGUGGCCAGAGUCGGCGCGGGACCAUGGGGAUGCUCUGUUAAGUUUCAAGCACCCUCCCACUGUAGUUAUUUCUGAUAUUGCGGGGCGAGUGGCAAAGCAUGUGAACGAUCGCACAGAUCUGCGCUUUUUCCAACCAAACGAUGGCUGUCUGUGUGAUGACAGUGAGGAAAAUGUGCAGGCCGCAAAGGAGAAAUGGCUAAAGGCCCGUUUGCCAUGGGUCACAGGUGCCGGCGUGACGCCCCAGGCCACCUGUGCAGACACGUUCCCCUGCAGUGACCGAUACUCUACACCGCACCCCGUGACGGGCACCGAUGCGAGGUUCUCUUUGUAUCCUCACCUGCAUCAAAGGAACCCAAAGCAUCCAGAGGAGUUGCUGAGGAACCUGGAGCUGGCUCCUGAUUUAGCCGCGCUGGUCAACUCUUCCAUGACAGAGCCGCUGAGCAGGGAGCUCUGCUUCAGCCGCCAUCACUUCGGCCACAUGGAGGAGGACCAUUACAAGUUCUCCUUGCGCCUGUAUUUUCACCUCCACAAUCUCACACUCAACAAGAGACACACAAACGCCCUGCAGCAGCAAACACAGACACCCCGGCAUAUUAGUGAUGACGCAGAGGAAGGCCAAGCGACUGGAAUGGACUCUGGCUGACCAGGGUCCCGCAGUCCUCUGAAAAGAAACAGGGAGGAGUUGGAGGCUACUUAAGAUGACCACUGCUACAUCAAGUAUUGGAAAGGAAUCCAUGGCAACAAGCCUUGCUACCCAAGCCCUCAGUGCUUUUGUAAAUAAAUCUUUAUAAAUAUAUGUUUAGGUGUAACUAAAUAAAAAGUUCUGGACUUGCAAUACAA